AGUUGAAGUUAUGAAAUAUUUAUGCACACUAAAUUUGGUCCUCUGCUAAGAAGGGAGGGGUUUUCUUGAUGGUAUGGAUAAAGGAGGAAUGGGAGGAAGUAGUCUGUCAUUACAUCAAGAUAUAGUUGGAAGUAGUUGGGCAACAGUGCCUGCCUUAUCCAUCUAGAAAUGAUAAAUAUGUCAGCUUCUGUUUUUUCAGAUGAAAUUUUGAGACUGUUCAGUUGUGUUUCGGGUUAUGCUUUUGGAUACUGUUAAGUUGUAAGUCAAGUUUUGUUUUAAUAUGUUCAGUUGUUUUAAUAUUUUGCUGGUGAAUAUUGCUAUAUUAAUUGGAAAAAUAGACCGAUGGGAAAAAAGAAAAGAAACAAAUGUUUUUUCUAUGGUAUUUUUUUUCAAACAUAUAGAAUGGCUUAAAUAUUUCUAGAGGAUAACUCAAAUACAAAACUGUUAGAAGAGUGCUAAACGAAACACCGUACCAAAGAAAAUGAAUGGACUUUAUCUCACACUGUGGAAUUAACUGGGUGUACUGUUCCAGAUGGAAAGAAGCAAGACCUGAAGAGCAGGAGAAGAGCGAGCUUUGUGCUGUUUUUCCUGUCCUCAGCCCUCCACCAUCCUGUUCUACAGUGUCACAGCUGGAUUCCACCUGGUGACACCGAGAGGCUUUUGUGGGUGGGUGCAGUGGGGAAAAGAUUUCGCUCUGGAACCAGCAGCAGCAAGAGAUCUUAUCGGAGUGUGGUUGUUGCAACAGGGCAAAAGGAGAAGCUGUAGAAGGCCUUCGAGAGAGCGAUUAUCUUCUGAUUCAUUCGUGUCGACAGUGGACAACAAUUACAGCUCAUAGUCUGGAGGAGGGUCACUACGUCAUAGGGCCAAAGAUAGAAAUCCCUGUACAUUAUGCAGGGCAGUUUAAGCUGCUGGAACAAGACCGAGAUAUUAAGGAGCCAGUGCAGUAUUUUAACAGUGUGGAGGAGGUGGCUAAAGCAUUUCCUGAACGAGUUUACGUCAUGGAGGAAAUAACAUUCAACGUUAAGGUGGCUUCAGGUGAAUGCAAUGAAGACACUGAGGUUUACAACAUUACCCUUUGUACUGGGGAUGAGCUCACUUUAAUGGGGCAAGCAGAAAUCCUUUAUGCAAAAUCUUCUAAGGAGAAGUCACGACUCAACACCAUCUUCAAAAAAAUUGGGAAACUUAAUUCAAUUAGUAAGCUAGGCAGAGGCAAAAUGCCCUGUCUCAUAUGCAUGAACCACAGGACCAACGAAAGCAUCAGUCUCCCUUUCCAGUGUAAGGGCAAGUUUAGCACCCGCAGCCCGUUGGAGGUGCAGAUGCAAGAAGGGGAGCACACGAUUCGCAAUAUAGUAGAAAAAACCAGGCUGCCUGUUAAUGUGACUGUGCCGAGUCCUACACCAAGAAACCCUUACGACCUGCAUUUUAUCCGUGAAGGGCACAGGUACAAGUUUGUCAACAUUCAAACCAAGACUGUGGUGGUUUGUUGUGUGCUUCGUGGCAACAAAAUUAUUCCCAUGCAUUUUCCCUUGCACUUAGCGCUUCCAAAAUUUAUUCUGCCCGACAGUCUGGUGAAGGGGGAGCUGUGGCAUGAAUCCCUCAUACAGCAUUGGUUUAAUAUAUGCCAGGAACAGUUUGACAUAGACGAGUAUUCCCGUGCAGUGCGAGAUGUGAAGACUGAUUGGAAUGAAGACUGCAAGAGCCCGAAGAAGAGCCGGUGCCCGGGGCACAGCCAUGUGCCCAACUCCCUCAGCUACGCACGGGAUGAGCUCACCCAAUCCUUCCACCGGCUUUCUGUGUGCGUCUAUGGAAACAAUCUGCACGGGAAUAGUGAAGUGAACCUCCACGGCUGCAGGGACUUGUGUAACGAGUGGGCCCUCUUCUCUCACGAUGCUCUCCAGUACCAGGAGUCUGGUGACAGUGGCAGCGAUUACCUUUUUCCUGAAGUCAGCGAAGAAUCGAUGUUUCUGCCUACAAAACCAGAGCUUCCUUACGAAGAGCUGUGGUUGGACCAAGGGUCUGGAAAGGCCGGUGACCAGCCUCUCACUCGCUCACUAAGUGAGAAGAACAAAUGUGACAGCUACAGGGGGUCUUUCCGAUCAAAGUGUGGUACCGCAUCCCUUCCUGUGCCUGCGACUGUCGGAGUAACCACAAAGUCUUCAGAAGUUUCCCUACCUCCACCUCCAGUGCCUCCCAAAUCAGAAGCAGUGAAAGAGGAAUGCAGGCUCCUGAACGCUCCCCCCGUCCCACCGCGGAGUUCAAAGCCGUCCUCCACCAGUCCUUCCAUCCCUCCCCGCACCGUCAAACCUGCGCGGCAGCAGACCCGCUCUCCUAGCCCAACUCUGUCCUAUUACUCAUCGGGACUGCACAACAUCAAUGUCACAGAGAGUGGCAACACCAACCCAACUGAGAGCACACCUGUCUCCUGCUACCCUUGUAACGCAAUGAAAACCGAAUCCAAAGAGCCUGAGAGCACGAUACCUUUGGGAAGCCCCUCACCUGAAGCUCUGCCUUCCAGGUUAUCUUGGCCAAACCAUUUUUCAGGAACAGCUGACGGCCUGAACAGGAGUGAUUUCCUGCUUGAUCCAAGCAGGAGCUACAGUUACCCCAGACAGAAGACUCCAGGCACGCCAAAGAGAAAUUGUCCAGCACCUUUGACUUUUGACUUCGAUGGGUGUGAGCUCCCGGCGGGGUACUCCCCGCUGACCCCAGCAGAGUUCACCAGCACCAUCUCUAGCUGUCCAAAGUCGGCAAGUUACUCUCUAGACUGCACUGACGAGAAAACUCUGGGAGACAGCGAUGCAAAGCAGAGCCAUUCAUGUCCUGCCUUACCUCCUCGGGCACCAAAGUCAAGCGAAGAUAAACCAGUUACAGACAUGUGUCCCUUGCCGCUGAAAAUAGAUGGUGCUGAGGAGGAGUCAAAAACUGGUUCUCCAGACCUUUCGGAAGAUCAGUAUCUCAUUAAAAAGGGCAUGCAAGAUACAUUCUCUAUGUCUUAUCCCUUCUCGUCUCCCCUCCACCUCCAGUUAGCACCAAGGUCUUGUGGGGACGGGUCUCCUUGGCAGCCACCCACAGACCUUUCUGGACUCUCGAUAGAGGAAGUGUCUAAAUCGCUGAGGUUUAUUGGUCUGUCAGAAGAUGUCAUAUCGUUUUUUGUUACAGAGAAGAUCGAUGGCAAUUUACUGGUUCAGCUUACAGAAGAAAUCCUGUCAGAAGACUUUAAGCUAAGCAAAUUGCAGGUUAAGAAAAUACUACAGUUCAUUAAUGGCUGGCGGCCCAAGAUGUGAUGCCAGCUAGUUAUUAGUGAAACUAUACGAGAUGUGCUUGAUGCACUUCAGCUAAUACAUCACUUCCUGUUUUUUGCACUAAAAGUCCUUCCUGUAAAUAGUAGUAGAAAAAUUCUUACUAUGCAGAUAAACGUUUUUGGGUGGUAAGUGGAUAUUUUUUUUUAAUGUCAAUAAUAAAGGUAGAGAAUCUGCAGAGGUGUGCCUUGUGCAUCCCUGAACAUUCAACAGCUGCUAAAAACUGGACACUAAGGGAACUUUUACUCCAUAGUCUGUUAAGGCUUAGUCGUAUUUAUUACUGAACAAUUUGAUGCUGAAAGACACACACCAAUCCAGUUUACAGUUUUGUGUUAACUGUAAAAAAAGUGUAUUUCUUACGGGAUUAUUUCUGUUCAAAUAAUAUUUGGUAACAUGCUGUGACUUUCUUCUGUUUCUGUUAACAAAAAGCAUGUUCGGAUAUAUGAAAAACGCGGUUUUGACACUACAUCUGAAAAUGUUAAGAUUUGCUGUGAAGUGCCACUAAUACACUAUUCUUGCAGCGCAUUUUUAUUAACAAUAUCUUCCUGACUACCUGUAAUGUGGGUGCAUUUUCCAUGUUACUUUGAGCAGAAAGAGUUAAAUGUAAAGCAGGAGUCUUGCUUAGCUCAUUGCCCAGAGGGGAGGGAGAAGGGGGAUUUUCCUACUGAGCCACUCUGCCCUGGCCAAUUAAAAGUUUAUGACCUGUAGAUUUCAAAAGUUGCUUUUGUAGUUGGAUGGCUGGAGUAAGGAGCACGACUUCUGGCCGUGCAGCUUUCUCAUGGGAAGGACAGUUCUGUGCCCAGACUCUUCCCUUGGCAGAUCCUGCUCCUUGCAGUAGCUUUGCUCUGGUGAAAGGCAACUCCCAACGUUUUCUCUGCUGCUGUUACGAUCAUCUGAAACUGCGCUCGAUGGGCUGCCCUAAUUCUUUGGUCGGAUCUGUGUGGGAAGGUGAUAGUACCCCUCUAGGAUGCCUUUGAAAUAAAGCAUUAGUAAGGCGGGACGGAGCAGGAACAGCACAUGGCACGCUGGUGAGAAGGGGCCAAGUGGGGUUCGGGCCUUGUGAUAUUUAAGUUCACUGGUACUGUUUGCAGUGGGCUGGGGAAAUGUGGGUGUCAAAGUGGGGGAGAGUGUAGUGUCAUAAGAUGUGCUCUUUCACUUGCCCAGCUGCAAAGCUCACUGCUAGAGAUGUCAUGCAGGAGUAGCCAUCAAAAGGGAGCACAGAGAUGGGAAGGGGGCAUUAGGCUGCCCCUGGAGACCUUUCAAACAUAACUGCACAGAAGGCUAGAAGUAGAAUUAGUUUUUGAUAGUCCAUUAUAGAUUUCCUGUGCUUGGCAGACCGCUUCGAAAUAUGUUUAAAUAACCCCAGCAUCCCCUCCCUUUGUAGUACUGAAUGCAGGAUUUGUGGAGAUCCUCAGAAAACAGUCUGUGGUGUCCAUCCUUGGCAGCUGUGUGUGCCCAGGGUCUUCAGGUGGUCAGAGACAGGAACGCUGGAGCAGGUUCAACUGCACCUUCUGCUGAGCAGAGCCCUGGUCCAGGUGACACCAUCACCUGCCUUUUUACCUUUUUGAAGUUCAAAAAAAUCUCUCUUCAUUGUAGAGCACACAGUGGGAGCACCAAGAGGAAAUACAGAAGAGGGACAAAAAUGAGAAGCUGAUUUUGCCUUUUUUCCUCAAUAUAACUGACUCAUUUAAAGGAUGUUUUUGCAAAUGGGGUGGAAUCAUAGAAUCAUUUUGGUUGGAAGAUACUCUCAAGAUCGUUGAGUCCAACCAUUAACCUAACUCUGGCACUAAACCAUGUCCCUAAGAACCUCAUCUACACAUCUUUUAAACACCUCCAGGGAUGGUGACUCCACCACUUCCCUGGGCACCCUGUUCCAAUGCCUGAAAACCCUUUCUGUGAAGAAGGUUUUUCUAAUAUCCAAUCUGAACCUUCCCUGGUGCAACUUGAGGCCAUUUCCUCUCAUCCUAUCGCUUGUUACUUGGGAGAAGAGACCAAAGCCCUCGGUGCUACAACCUCCUUUCAGGCAGUUGUAGAGACCCCAUUGCCCAGGCAAAUUUCAUGUUGAAGCCAGGAUGCAUCAUUGGUCUUGCAAUAAUGCAAACCACCAGUUCCCAACCAGACAGCAAAGCCCACUUGACGUGGGUACUAGAAAGAAGUGAGCCAAAAAAUAUCCCAAUAGAAAAACCCUAGGAGUUUGUAGUUGUCCUCCUUUUCUUAAUGUAUUGACUUUUAGCAACAAAUCAACAGCUUUCUCUGGAUGCUUUUUAAUUAGCAUCCUAAAAUAUUUUAGCUGCAAGUAGGACUAAAUCAGCUGUGUAUGCUUGUGGGUAGGCACGUGCAAGUUGAAGUCAAUUGAAUUUUAACUCUUACUAUGUCAAAGUAGCAUUCAAAUUUGAAAGGGCCAAAUUUGAAAUGUCAGGUACUUCACUUUGUUUUAUUUGGCUUGUUAAUUCCAGGUUUUAAAAAAAAAAAAAGUAUUCUUGGUAAUAUUAAUAUUAAAUAUUUGUAAUGCCCCUAGGAUGUUAACAUUGCUGAGAAAAUAGUGGUCUUUGAGUAUGGAUGAACACCUAUACCGAUUAUCUCUGCUUACCUGCUUGGAAUGUUUUUUUCUUGCAGGCAGCCUGGUGGUAUUUGCAUUCAGGAGUGUGCUGCGUUGACGUCACGUAUGCAUAGGCUGAAAUACAACUGGUCUGUUGAAAGGCCCAGAGAUGUGCAAUGAUUUCAGAAGCAAAUCCUGUGUGUAGAAGUGCCAGCUAAAACCUCUAAUUGCAAACUUGCUAUUCAUGUCCUUUCACUUGUCUUGUUCUGGCUUGGUACUGCUUACUUAUUUUCAUGUAUAUGUUAGCAUUUGGCCUUUUCUUUUGCCCUUAGCAGCUCAUCACCUUAGUUUUCCAAGCUUUUUUUAGUGAUUUAGGUGUUCUAACACUUGUGUUGUGUGACUUAUAUGACUGUGGUGGUAAGCCACCUGCUGCGAUGCCCAAGCUGGACUCAAGUGUCUGCUCUGUUGAAAUUGGGAGAGGGAUGAGCAAACGGACCAGCUGGUGCACAGUGGUUCCUUGUCUCCACCACUGCCUAGGUAGCCAGGCUGUGGCAGCAUUGAUGCCAUGGGAUCUAAUUUAUUUGAUUUCCUCUUGAGCUUCGUUGCUGUGGUGUUAGGGGGUCAGGACCAUCUUUGGUGCAGCAGAAGGCAGUGUGAACAGGGCAGACACGUUCACAUUGAUCUCACGGGAAGACCCUGGCAGUAAAGGGAUGGUGGCACCUUUGAAAUGAGGCAGGAGGAGUCUUUGAGGCAUUAGCAGUCUUCCUGUAAAAAGUUGCAAAAUGCUGCACUGCUUAUUGUACUUUCAGACAGAGGGUUACUUCAGUGUUCCCGUUGUGGUUUGGAAGUAUCUGAAAGCUCUGGGGAAUAUCCCUGUGAUAUGAGCUCUUUACCAGCUGAUGUGAAUAGGAAGAGACAGCACUCAGCCUUCAAUAGGACUUGCAAACUGUCCUGGCACACCGAGCAGCACCAGGGGAUGGGCAGUGUCUCAAGGGAGUCAGUUCUGCUGAACUCUUGGGGCGGCUUCAUGCAUGGUUUGGUGCAACCCAACCAGCCUGUGCUGUGAGAGAUCCCAGAUGCUCCCAGGCACCACUCGGAGGUGAGCGAUGUGGGAAACCAGCGUGGGUGUGGAUGGCAAUGGAGUUCAGCCAUGUUGAUAUGAGCCGUGUUGGUUGUCCUUGGGGUCUGAGAGCAGGCUCUGGCCCGUUUUUGACCCUAGCAGAGGUGUAGCCAUUGAGUUCAGGCAACACGUGUCAUGCCACAGCGGACCUAAAAUCUUUAUUACUUUUUGGAGGCUGCCUGCUAAAAUAGGCCAACCCUAACCUCAGACUUCUUUCCUCAGAUUAAGUAAAAGCAAAGUCUCUGGUGCUUAUUUAGAUAUCAGUGUCUGAAGUCAUGCGUUAUCCUCAUAGUUUUUGUUUGACUGGGGGUUUUGGUAGCAAAACCUCUGGCAUGUAAUUCUGUAUGGAGCUGUCUCUUUGUCCUGAACUGGGAAACACAUUAUUUCUAUGCAACAGUCACGUGGCGGCACAAGGACUGAUGUGGCCUUCAGCGGCGAAAGCUGAAUUCUGGCCUGGGGGCUUUUCUGGAGGUGGACACAGAACUGGCCAAGGGAUGGAUGGGGAGGAAGCUUGAGAGGGAAAUGCUGGUUUCCUUUAAACUCUCAUUGUGCCUAGGAUUAAGAUUCUUUGUAUUACUGCCUGGCUGUCUAACCAAAGCUUUAUUGAAAUCAACUCAAAGUGCAUAUUUGCAUUCUUGUUCUUGCAGUAUUGUAAAAAUUGCCUAUGGCCAGAAACUUAGAGACAGAAAACAUUUGGUCCAUCCAAAAUUAGAAGGAAAAUGCAUUUUGAAGAAUUCUUUGCAGCUAGAAACAAGGGUUUGAAAUAACUGUAUAUUACACAGGGUAUUUUCCAAUACAACAGUUCUAUUUGACACUUUAGUUGACUUUAUUCCACAACAGCAGCUUCAAGAGAAACAGCAUAAAUAGCAACGCUGUCUCAAAAAAAAACACUAUGUUUCAAAUCUGUCUAUAAAUAUUUGAACUGUUUUCUCCUAUGUUUUCUUCCUGAGUCAACUCCAUUAUCUCCCAGCUAAAUAGAGCAUCCUGGCACCAGUUACUCGGUCAGCAAAGUCCUGCCUGCAGGCCGGGCAGGGGUUAUGUCGUGCCACUUAAAAGCCGAACACCAGCCAUAUGUAAAAGGACCAAGGCUUAGCCAAACUCUCCUGGCUCCUCUUUUUGAUGCAGCAUUCCGGUGCACAAGCUAGAAGGUACAAAUGAAAUCAUAAUCAAAAUGAGGGUUCGUCCAUUUUAUUUGUGGCAUUAGGGACGGCAGGGCAGUAGGGAAAUGCAGGCCCCUUGUUGAGACCUAGCAAUAAAUGACUCUUCAUUUGUUGUGUCUUGAACUCCUAAUAGUCCGGGAGUUGAUCAGACAUUACUGUUUCUGUGUGUAAUAACCAAAAUUUUCAGCGUGAAAAUCUGCAGAGUGAUUCUCUUGACUUGGACAAUCUUCUGGAUUAUAUUAAAAAUAUUUGUUAGUUCUUAGCUCUUUAGAUUCACUUUGGGUAGGUCAAAAAAGUAACACUUGGGAUAAAAAGAGAAAGCCCCAAAUCUUUGGCUUAGUACAUUUCCGUUAUAAAACGAAGCAUGGUUUUUGUGGAAUUCUGUGCUGUUUUGGGCUUUUGUGUAAAAGGCUGAAGGCAGUUUAUUAUUUAAACCAGGUGCAAAUAAAUAUCCCUGUAAUGUAUAUGAACAAAUUUAAACCACGUAUUGUAAGUGUAUAAACUGUAUAUUAAAGACACUAUUUUCAUGAUA
Molecule: messenger RNA, 8650 nt
Organism: Columba livia (rock pigeon)
Lineage: Eukaryota; Metazoa; Chordata; Aves; Columbiformes; Columbidae
Gene: GAREM1
Product: GRB2 associated regulator of MAPK1 subtype 1
Exons: 6
Coding region: 999-3284 (761 amino acids)
Biological process (GO): epidermal growth factor receptor signaling pathway; cellular response to epidermal growth factor stimulus
Molecular function (GO): proline-rich region binding
Source: RefSeq, a predicted model, not a curated record